Babesia bigemina is the source of this 267-nucleotide messenger RNA. RefSeq lists its product as hypothetical. The record is from RefSeq and is a predicted model, not a curated record. The coding region runs from base 1 to 267 and encodes 88 amino acids. The transcript has a single exon. Lineage: Eukaryota; Apicomplexa; Aconoidasida; Piroplasmida; Babesiidae.
AUGACCGCCAUGGACAAUUUCCUCUACGGCAUCCGGGAGCCAUUCAUCUUCACACUCGUGGCACUGUGGUCUCUCGCAUUCCUCAUCUUCGCCAACACGAUGGUAUACCGCCUGGACAUACUCCACAUCCGAUCACACCUUAUCCGCACCAAGGCGUCUCACCGUCUCGACGUCAAGGCCUUACUCACGAAAGGCCGGAAGAUGCUCUCACUUUACAAGGACGUCGACUAUUUCGACGAGGACCCCAUUGGUCAACUUGUUCUUUAA